AUGGCCGAUUCGGAGUCGGACGAAGAUAACGAUUGGAAGAAAGGAGAAAAAAGAAGACAAGACAGCAGUAAUGAAGAUUCUGAUGAAGAUUCAUAUUCAGAGGAUGAUGCAGAUACAUCAGAUGAAAGCUUUGACGAGAAUAUGGUUUGCCUUUAUUCUUGUUUUAAUCAUCAGCUUUCGUGUUGCACUUGCAACCUCUCAAAAAACAAAAAACACGUGAUUGUAUGAUAUGUACUGUUUCUUGGUCAUUUGAUAGGAGAUUCCUGUUGAAUUUGAAGCCUUUCCGCCAACAGAAGAAGAUUUCAGUGGGAUACGAUGUCUUUUGCAACAGGUGGGAUGAACUUUUUUUAUGACCAUUAACUGUACUGUAAAAUAUAGCUUGUGGUUAAUGAAAAAUGCAAGCUACGUACGUACAAAACAAGGCUAAGGGUAUGAGAAAUAUACUUAAUCUGAGACACGGGUGACUGGCUAAUAUUAGUCUUUCUCAGGGAUGGUUGACCAUAAUCACACCCCUGAACUAAGCACUUGUUUCCAUAUCUCACUUACACUUACAUGAACUUUCUAAGUUUCUUGACUCAGAGACUUAGUUUCUGCCCAACAAAUGUCGUCAAAGUGCAAGUCUCUUCAAUUUUAACGGAAAAAAAAAAAUGUUCGAGUCAAGAGCAGGAAUCGAUCCCGGAGUGCUAAAUCUGUAGUCUCAUGCCCUAAUUUAACUACUGUAGCGAAAGCCCUAACCCUAAAUAAAAGCUAACCGUUAACCCUAAUCACUAUUCUAAGUGCUUAACCCUAAUCAGUAUGGUCAGUGCUUAACCCUAAUCAGUAUUGUUAGUGCUUAACCCUAAUCACUAUGGUCAGGGCUCACUCACAUAUGUAUACAUUAUAUGCAAUUACUUUGUGUAGGCAUCACAAGGAAUCCAAGGGCGGUUUGAGAUAUGGAAACUAGCGUUCACCGGGUUGGUACCCUGAACCCUCACCUCUUUGCAAACAUUGUUCUAUGUUUAUUAUUCAUAAUCUAAUGAUAAUGGUUUGUUUACAUUUCUUUUUGCAGUUAUUUCAAAAGAGUGCUGUUAAUCUUUCAAAGCUUUGCGAUCUGAUCAUUUCCCAACCAGAAGUUUCUACAGUUAUAAAGGUAUGUCAAGAAUAAUUUUCAAUGAAACUGUAAUAUUAUUGGAAUGAUGUUCAAAUUAUCAUUUUUUGUGAUCUAUAAUAUUACUUUGAUUUGAAAGGUUGUCGAUGACGAAGAUCAAGAAAGCAAUGGUGAAAGUAAAGAUCAUGACGAGGAAACUCAUGAAUCAGAAGAAGAUGUGUAUGGUGUUACAACAGUAGUUAAUUUGAAAAAGCAUCAAGUGAGAGCAAAGAGCAUGAUGUGUUAUUGGCCCUAUGCAGGGCUGCAAAUAACGGCCGGUCAACGGACAAUGUCCGGCCUGAUCGCGGACUUGACCGGUCAAACUCCGGUCUUGCCGGUCAUUUUGACCGGUCAUUUUUGGAUACAAACACUUACACAGUUGUCGCUUAAUGCUCUAUAACGCUGUAAUGAUUUCUUUUUCUUUGGCGUUUUUUGCUGCUUUGUACUAAACCCUUCUAAGAAAAAGAACGCCGCAAUAAAUUAAUUUCAUGUCGUCAUGUCGUAAUCUAACGCAGCAAAGUGAAUAACAAACUGAGUUGGAAAGUAACGCAACGUUGCAAGUCAUACUGUACUUUCGGCUUUGCUGUAAUCAGCAAUGUGACCUUCUUUGGGAAUUCAAGGAAUUCAGGCAAAUCGAUCGCAAUUCUCAACAGGUCGUCCUGUGUUUCUCCGGGAAUAAAUGUUAGCGCAUCGAUUUCUUUUUAUAUCGAACAUGAAUCUCGUUUGCAGACUCGAUUCCAGAAUGGUCUGAUAAAAAUUUAAACUACUCAAGAGGGAAGGUCGUCGUCUAUCGCGGCGCUAGAUUCUCGUUCUUGUAAACAACUUUAUGCAAAUUUCUGUUGACAUUUGACCCCUUCGCGAUAAAAUGUUGCGCGAUGACCCAAAUUUAUUUAUGGACUUCUGAUCAUCAACACGCUGUUUGUGGAACAAACUUCUCGCCAAUGCAAAUCAACUUCUUUGCCGAAAAUAUCAGCGACGAUUCUUCUUUGAAGAAGUGACUUUCGAUCACAUGCCAGGCAAGGAAAAAGAUCAAGUUUCACCGAUGUUCAUUUCGGAACAUCAACGUAAAACAAGCGUGUGCAGAUUUUGUAAAAUAACCCAAUUUUUUUUUUUUUUUAAUUUUCUAAAGUUUGCUGAACUGUAUGUGUAUUCCGUUUCCUGAACCUUGGGAGUUUGAAAAGGAUUUACGCUUCACUUUUUACCUCUAGAGACUUCAGACACCGCCAUGCAAUGAUACUCAAGGUAGAACGUAACAUUAAAACGCCCGAAAACCGCGGAAAGGAACUCUACAACGUGCGAAUGCAUUUUUCACUAAUUUGCUGUCAAAAAUGUGAACGUCAAUGCAGUAAUAACGAUCUAUUGCCAGCAUAACUGGAUAUGGCAAAAAAGAAUUAUUAGUAUUCAUUAUUUGACCGUCCAGAAUCGGGGUUUGUCCGGGCUAAAAAAUAUUUGGCCGGUCUUCAUGACCGGCAACCUGUUGUCCGUUAUUUGCAGCCCUGCUAUGUAACUUUGUUUUAACUACAACCUACUUUGUUUUGUUUCCUCUCUUUGCUCUCACAUAGGAUAAUGAUGCUGUUAGGGAGCUAAAAAAGUUUCUGUUAGAUAACUGUAAAGAGUCAGGAUCAAAAGAAACAAGAGAAGAGUUCACGGAGGUGAUGGAAGGACAACAUGCCAUUGGAUUCCUCAUUAAUGAACGCUUCAUUAAUAUCCCACCACAGAUUGCCGCACCUGUCUACAAAACAUUAAGGUAAGAACUUUCUUUAUUUCAGGGGACGUGAGGAUACUAUGGGUACCAGAGUCUUUUUUGGCUUGUAUGCAGCUGGAUGCUUCGGUAUUGGACAUAGGCCAACAGAUCUUUGGUCUUUGGCCGAAGUCACAAGCAGCAAAGCCUUGAGAAAAAACCUCUGGUAAGAAGCGAUGCCAUAAAUACUUUACUAUCACCAUUGAACAUUUUUAUUGGAUUACAUUUUGAACCAAUCAAAUUGAAGGUCUCCUAUUGUGAUCAUAUGGACAGUGGCACAUAAAGUAAUGCUGGAAAUGUGACAAACAAUAUGGUAAUAAUUUUGGCAAAUUUUGCUCUAAAAUAUAAUUUGCAACUCUGUAAGCUUACUUUACUAGCAUAAACAACAAAGUCUUCUGCAUACCAUUUCAGAAUAAGGGCGUUAACUGGAUAAAAAAAAGUCAUUAGUAAUAGGACUUUAGAGAUACUUGCUGAUCUCACUUAAUUAAAUCGUACACACAGUCCAGCAAUAUCAGUAAAGCUGUAACGACAACAAUAAUAUUUCUAUUCCCAGUCUACAAGACUUCAAGAACAUUCUAGGUUGCACCCAUGAAAUAGAACAUAAUGUCAGUUGUUUGCCAUGAGCUAUUCUAAUCCUCUCUGUCGCCCAUUUUUUUAAAUUCUUGCGGGUACUUUCUGUCAUUACUGUUUCAAAACUUUUAGCAUCGCAAGAACAGAGUACAUUGUUAUCCUAACAUAAACAAAACAAUUUGAAAUAUUCUGUCAUGUCCUAUUCUUGUCAACCAAUAAAUUGGAACAUCUGUACGAUUGUCAUUAGGAUCUAAUCAGCUAUUGUGUCCAAAAUCUGGACCAAACUGAUUUAACUGUGCUUACAACUGGCUUAGUGCUAUCAAAGCGAUAGGGCUCUGGUCCCGGGGGCUAAGAUUAUUAAAAACUACACGUAACUGAACUAAAAAGACUGUUGAAUGAACUGAUGGUAUGACUCUUUCUCUAGUCUGUGUAAAGGACAUGGUCAGUCUGUAAAGAAUGCUUUUCUUAAUCACAAAUAAAAACAUGAUAAAGUGGUGUUUAAGGUCAAUCCAAAAUUCUCCUCCAAAGAUUGUAAAAAAGAAGUGUUUUGAGUCACCAGAUCCUUGCAUCAUGCUAAUUUGCUGGUUGGCCUACAUGUGUUACCUCAUUCUCUCCAACGUAGAAGUGGUAGGAAGCUGCUAGGAAAGAAUGUUUAACCCCUUAAGCCCCAAUAUCCACAUACGAAUUCUCCAAACUGAUCUCUAUACAUUUCCUUAAAGAAUGCGUUGAGAGAAUAUGAUAAAAGAUCAAAGCAUUUCUCUUAGGUGAUCAAUUUAUUAAUUCUCAUAACCUAGUCUCUUGACAGUCUAUGGAUAUUGUUAGGAGAAAAUUGAUGUUGGUCACCACUGGGACUUAAAGGGUUAACAAAAAAGUGGUUUGACCAUCUUUGGUUGUUGUAUUUCAUCUCUUUAAGGCUGGCUAAGCCAGUGCUGACUGCGUUGCUGAAUGUUCAGACUUUCAUAACACUAGCUUCCAUCCAACUUCACAUUUAAGUGUUUGGAGUUCGGGUAUCUGAUGAUUAUUCUUUGUUUUCUUAGAUCUGAACUGAAGAAGGUCCAUAAAAAGGUAUGUGUUUUUAGCCUUGGAUACAACUACAUGUAUAUGUUGCAGUUAAUUUUUUAUUUUAGUUAAUUUUUGUUUUUCCUUUGUUUCAAAUCCAUUAGCAUACAUUACCAUACCCUAAAGCAAUGGAAAAAUAAAAAUUAACUGGGAUAAAAAAUUAACUACAUCAUAUAAUAUAUGCUUUAUUAUGCAUCUGUUUACAACAUUUUGUUUUGCAAUACAUGAUGCAGCCAAACCUAAUUCUUCAGACCCUCUAAACAAUGAACUACAAAAGCCUUUCUUUCAUAGGCAGUUCCUUUCUCUUUGAUACAGACCACUUUAAAAUAAAAAGGACAGAUAUAUGCGUUUUUGACCAAGCGUGAGGUCAAGAUGGCUGUAUAUUGGCCAAGUUCUUGACCUAAUAGGCUUGGUCAAUAGAGGAUUAUUUUAUUAUCUGGCCAAAAAGGGACCAAUGCAGGAAAUCUUGAGUGGGCAAUAAUCAUUAAUGUGCAAUAGUCAGCCAUGUAAUUAACACUCUGUCCUUUAUGUGCUACCUCCAGUGUGUCACUAUAUUAGAAUGAUAUCCUUUCUUACUUACCUCAAAAUAAAAUAAUUAUUAAUGUUCUAGGGUCAGGAUACACCGCUCUCUUAUUUCAUAAUACUGUGCAAGACAUACAAAGAGAUCGAGACAAAAACAAAUAAAAAAGGAAAAAAGGCUAAGAAGCCCAAAGUUCAGGAGACAACAAAGUCCCUGGAUUUUAUCAAUGUUGAAGAUGAAGUGUUUCUUAAGGUAAGAAUCAAAUAUUAUUAUUUGACUGGUUUGUGAGCCAGGAACUGUGCAACUGUUCAGCAGGUUUUAGUCUUAAAAUUUGCCUUUGGGCCUGAAACAUUACCGAGCCUUUCGAGAAAUGGGCCCCAGAGCCUUAAAGGAACCACAGAUUGUAGUUUAUUAUUUUAGGUACUGUACAUUAGUUGAGAUAUUUCUGAACUUUGCUUCCUAAUAAAGGAACUUGUGAUAAAAUACAAUUUUCCACAAUACAGUCAUCUCCCGAUAGCUUGAACAUUUACAAGGGAAAUCGAAAGAAGCUCAAGUUAUCGGAAGCUCAAAGCAUAGCCAGAAGUCAGGGAAAAACUAGAUUCUAUCAUACAAUGAACAUUUUUAUCCCAUUUAGUUGUAGAAAUGUGAAGUGAAAAUUGAAAGAUACUUGUAGAUUAUAAAGUAUAAGUAUGUAAGGUAACAAAACAUAGCCCAAAUGGAGCACGUGUUUUACUGUUUUGAGAAGUAAAGCUGUUUCACGUUAGAUUUGUGACAAACAACAUCAGCCUCCACUAGUAAACUAUGUACCUGCAACAUCGUGUCAAUGAUAUGGGAAAUUCACUGAAAGCUAAUACACUGUUUUUUUUUCCUGACUUUGUAAGCAAUAAAAACAUGGUUCGAGUUAUAAAGGGUAAAAUAUUUAUAAAGAAAUGAUCUGAGGGGAAACAAAAAUUACUUUGAUUUAGUGGGAGUGUUGAGUUACCAUACAGUAACAUGUAUGGCGGAAUAGGCCAUUUCCGAGUUCCCAAGGGCCUCUGUAUCAAAACAAGGUCAAGUGCUCAGCCAUUGAUGUUGAAAUUAUUUUUUAUUCUCAUGCAAAUAAAACUCAUUUUCGCAGGAAAGGUUGUGCACUUGGCCUCAUUUUUGAAAGUGAGGGUUUUCGGAACUUGGAAGUCUCCUAUUGAUUUUGUUUGGAUUUAGCAUGAGGUUUGAGUUAGCGAGGGCUCAAGUUAUCGGUAGUCGACCGUAGGUCAUUCUGCUGGCUUCAACCUACAUAUUGGAUGGCACUUCUGUUAUGCCCAAACCAAAUUAUCUGCCCCCCAAAAUUUAUACACUGUAGUUACAAGAACCUUAUGUGCGAUGUCAUAUUAUGUUGCACAUAUUUCAGAAUGCCUAUCACAGAAACUAGGGGUUACAUAAUAUGUUAAUUAAGCUUGAUAGUAUUGCCUGAUCUAAAAUCAAAUUCUCUCCAGUUCAAGAGAAAAUCAGCCUUUGAAUGUAGACUUAUAGCCGAUCGUCACUUCUCUCCACCCUAAAAUAACUUUUCAGGUGGAAAGAAGCGAUGACCAGAAAUAUGUCUGCAUUCGCAAGCUAAAGCAAUAGACUUGCCACAAGUAGACUGCAGGAGUGCUGAAGGCGAGAGGAAUGGUUGACUGACCACCUAACCAGCACAAACUUGAAAUGGGCUUUGAGAAAGUCUAGGUGAAGCAAAUACAAACCAUAUUGGACGUGGGAGGCCAGUUGGCCAGUAAUAAAUAAAUUAGUGUUGGAAGUUCUGAAUCAGAGCCCUGUUCACUGCAUUUACUGUUCUACACACUAAUUUGUUCUUCUUUUACAUCAAGAGCUCACUAAAAACACCUUGUAUCCAGAGUUAAGAUAGUAAGCGAGGUGGCAAAUAGACUGUUCAUAGUCGCCUUCUUAGAUGAGGGUCAAAUCUACUUUUGAUGAAAGAAGUGUUCAAAAUCUCAUUCUUGACUUUUCCAUCUUGUUUACAGGCAAGUCAGCUAUCUUUUAGUUUUGAAGCCAGCACAAGCUCUGACGAAACUCUUGUAGGAGGCAAAUGGACAUCAGAUGAUUCAGAAUUAAAACCUUACAGAACAGUUUUAGUUCUUUCUACUGACAAGUUUGAUGAAGCACUAGAAGGGAUACAUACAAUGCUUACUCAAUAAAAAACACCACUAUAAUGUAGUGUGGUUUAGAAACUGUACUUCUAAACUGUGACCUUUGUGCUUAUGCAAUAAACUUGUGCAGCCAAACAGAGUACCAGAAAAAAAUUACAGGCUUGAUUGUGUUCAAACUGACCAAUGACCCAAUAUUGCAAACACCAGGGUUUGAAAUUAUCCUGGUCAAAGAUUUUGAUGCUCAUUUUGAAACAAGAACUAUAAGGAACUCUGUAGUUUGAUCUUUCAGGUGCUUUAUUUAUUCACAGGUGCACUUAUUCAUAAACAUGAGGGAUUUUUAACUCAAUUUUUUAACUGGCACAGAUUUUAGUUUUUUUCUUUUGGAAAAUCCAAGAUUGCAAGGUAGAUUCUUAAUUUCACCUCAAGAACUCAAUCAUUACAAUAAGAGAAGUCAAAUUUCUCAGACUGGAUUCUCCAAGAACUGGCAGAAACAUGACAGGCUCAAAUGUUCAUUGGUAAAAAAAUCAUGGAUCAUAACCUUGUGAUAAUAUUUAUAUUUUCUUGGAUAAUACAUUGUAUCUUUUACUGAGCUACAAAGGACUACUUUUGGAGUAGCAAGUACAACAGGUAAAUUUUGUAAGGC
Molecule: messenger RNA, 7779 nt
Organism: Porites lobata
Lineage: Eukaryota; Metazoa; Cnidaria; Anthozoa; Scleractinia; Poritidae
Source: the annotation of a GenBank genome assembly